Messenger RNA from Caenorhabditis angaria, 3595 nucleotides. The record is from the annotation of a GenBank genome assembly. Lineage: Eukaryota; Metazoa; Nematoda; Chromadorea; Rhabditida; Rhabditidae.
AUGAGACCAGGUAUUUUAUUUACUUUUUGAAGGUUUUGAUAUUUUUAGAGAAAUGACAAAAAAUAGAGAAACUUUCAGAAUAAAUUUGAGAAUCGAUGAGAUUUAAAAUUAAAUUUUUAGACUCCAAACUUUAGCCAGAAAUAAAAUUUCUUACGAUUCGAAACUUGGCCAUAAUGUUGAAUAUGGGAAAACGUAGGAUUAACUAAAUAUAUUUCUAGAUCUUAAAAAAUUUCAGAAGUAAAAUUAUAGUAAGAUCACAGAGAAAAUUUGGAAUAUAUAAAUCCUUCUCAGAAACUUCAAAUUUUCAACAUUUGAGAUUCCGAAACUUGCAGAUAAAUCCACUUGAUCUCAAAAUUUUCAGAUCACUGUAAACAUAGUGUAAUUUUCUACCCAUAAAUUUUCUCUGAAUUUCUUUGAGCUAACACAAUUUUGGGGAUUCAAUGAACGGAAAAGUAAGAGACAUAGAUACAAACUAUUUUUGAUCAGCUCCGAAAUUUUUGAAUAUUUGGGGCUAGAGAUUUUGGACGAUAAAAUGUGUACCUAACAUUUUUCUGUCGUCAUAGCUUUUUUCCAAAAAUAUAUACCACGAAUAUAUUUUUCUUUCUCAUAUUUAUUUAUUUACACUCAUAAAUACACUUUUUUGGGUGUACUACUUUUUUGUUGGCCAUUUUUUGUUGGUGUGCUGCACAUUGCACACACACAUUGUGUUUCCAAUACCGAAAAUCUUCUCAAAUUACAAUAAGAGAAGAAAAGAGAAAUGAAUCUUUGAUUUUGUUCGUUCUUUCCGUGAUUAUCAUAUAAAUAUUCUUGUAUCACGAAAUUUGCAUAUACAUUUUAGGUAAAUAUAUCAAAAUUUUGUUUAUAUUUGUUUGAGGAGAAUUAAAAAUUGAUGUUUGUGUUCAAAAUGGGAAAAAUGUAUAGCGAAACUAAACUACCAAAAUGUUUUGGUCAAAAAAGAAGAAAAAACAUUUCUUCUUUCUGAUGAAAAAGCCAAAUUUUUCAAGUGUUCUUCUUUUUUUGUCAGAAAAAACUCUUUGUGCCAAAAGAUUGAUUGCUCAUCUAAUUUUCAUAAAUUUUUCAUUUCGUCAGCUCGCAAAAAACGACUUUUGAGUGGGUCUCAAACCGGAAAACCAUAUUGAAUUUCUCGCUUGAAAAAUAGUACUUUUCUAUCUGUGCAGACAAGCAAAAGACGAUGUGAGCAAAUCAAACUAGAUUUGAUUUUCUUGUUUUUUUCUGUUAACAAGUGAAAGAAAAAAAAACAACAAAAUUAUCUAUGUGAUUUUUGGAAUCGAGAUUACUGUAACAUUUCGCAACUCGAAUUAGAGAUUGCUUCAAAAAAGACGAAAAAGAAGAAGAAGAAGUUAGCUGACCACUAUGCCCUUUCUAAAUUGGCUUUUGCCACACAAAAUCACAUUUUGACAAAAAGACGAGACAGAACCCUUCUCCUUUUUCCUUAUUUUUUGCAUGGCAGAUAAAAAAUCUCGGGGGAUAGAAAGAAUUAUUAAAAUAAUUCAACAGAAGGGUGUUGAUGGAACGAAAUUCAAACAUUCUAAAAUGAGACUCUCAAGAUUUAUGAAUUUAGUGUUCGAAAAAAAUUCCGAACCACAAAUUUUUAAAAAGUGGAGAAAUUUCUAAUUUUGUUGGAAAUGAAAAAUCGAAAUUUCGCGUGGCAUUUCCAAAUUUCGAAAUAUUUAUAUACUUUCCUCGACUUCAAUCCACUCCAAAUAUUCACAUAAACUUUUUCAUUCCAAAACUAACAAAUUUUGUAUGCAUAACUAUUUUUGUGAAUAUCUUUUGUCUCUCCUCAAAAAUGCAUUCUUCUCCAAUUUUCGGACACCAGAUGGGAUCUAUUUAGUUGUACUAUUUAUGCUUUUUUUCUAGUUAGCCUCGAAACAUUAAAAAAACACUUUUCAAAUUUCCCAAAGGGCAGAUUAAAUUGUUUUUUUGUUAAAAUAAUGACAAAUGUUAAAAGUCGGGAAAAAAACAUAAAAGAAGAAGCCACAAAAACUCAUUUCCGCUAGCAAAUUUUAUACGAAAUCCUAUUAGUAUUUAGUAGUAUUUGGUUGUUUGGGUGGUAAUCGGAAUGUCAAAAAGUGUCAAUUCCAAAAAGCGGGUUGUUUCCUCUCGUCUUUUUUUUGGUUGGCUCGUUUAGUCAACUUAUCCGAUGGUUCAUCUUUUUUAUGUGAAAAAUGGAGAAUUUUUACGAAAAAAAGGGAAAACACUAACAAUAAAAAAAACAUACAUAUUAUUGCAGGAUAUGGACUUGUUACCGAAGAAUGUCCAUCUCAUGCUGUUGGAUGUCGAAUUCGAGCAAAAAAGGAUCAUAUUGGUAAAUAAGAAACAUCUAACUUCCAUCUGAUAAAGUCUAGCCUAAUUCAUUUUCGAAAAAAUAAAACUCAUGAGAAAAACCCGUUUCUGAUUUGAAAUUUGUGAAGUUUCAAUUUUCCAGAUUGGUAUGAAUUUUCGAGAUUAUAUGAUCGCAAUCAAUUAGUAUGUGUUUAUCCAGAAGAAUAUGCAUCAAUGACUGGUUCGUUUCAUUAUUUUUAAAUUCAAAAUCUUCAAUUAGAGAAAGAGCAACUCUUUUUAGGUUGUGCUCGAAAAACAUCUGGAAACAUCAGAUGUUGGUGUGGUGGAAGAGAUAACUGUAAUGAUCCAGAAACAAGCAGGUUAGUUCUAUUACUUAUCCUUUGUUUUUGAUUCCAAAACCAGAUUUUUUCAAAAUUGGAAAAAUUAGUUUUAUCAAAUUUCUGGCAAAGUUUGAUAUUUGAAAAUCCUUCAACUAGAAAUAACCUAAAAUCUACAAAACUUUCAGAGAUUUGUAUGAAGCUUUCACUGAAGGAAACACAGAUGCAAUUGAAAAAAUAUCAGAUUGGUUGAGAAGUGAAAAAAGUGCAAGUUCGUGGAAAAAAUUCACAACAACUGAAGAACCACCAUCAACAACUACGACAACUACGACAACUGAAGCAACAACUUCAACUUCAACAAAAUCACCAACAACAAAAAAACCAAAAACAACAACAACUAGAAAACCAAAAAGAAUUGGAAUUGCAAAAACAACAACAGUGGCACCUGAAAAAACUACAAAAAUUAAUAGAAAAGUGAAUGUGGUUAAUAUUAUAAACAAGGUAGGUGUUUGAUAAAAAGAAUGAUUUCUAGAAAAUGAUUUUCAGGGAGAUGUUGUGGUUUCAAAUGAAUUGAGUACUUAUGAGGAAACUCGAAGAAAAUUAGAAAAAGAUAUGAAAGAAGAAGAAGAAAGAAUGAAAGAAAUGUUAGCUGAUGAAGAAGAAGAAGAUAUCGAUGAUAUUUCAAGUGGUUAAUUUCUUUUUUUUUUUGAAAAAAAAUUAUCCGUUAACUUUAAAUGAAAAUAUGAAUUUCAGAUUUAACCGAAGAUGAAAUAGCACAACAAUCAGAAAGUCGCCGACUUGACGAAAAUCUUGCUGAAGAUGUAAUUCUUCGAAGAAUGGAAGAAGAUGAAGAACUUAGACAAAGUCGACAAACAGAUGAAUAUUCUGAUGUUUUUAUGUCUGGAAAUUCUGCUUCAAACAUUUUUAAUAUUUUCAUUGUUGCUCUUAUUAUUUUUAAAUGCACAUUUUGA